Molecule: messenger RNA, 1549 nt
Organism: Bubalus bubalis (water buffalo)
Lineage: Eukaryota; Metazoa; Chordata; Mammalia; Artiodactyla; Bovidae
Product: clusterin
Exons: 4
Coding region: 163-510 (115 amino acids)
Source: RefSeq, a predicted model, not a curated record
AAAUGCCCUCAAGGAGGUGAAACAGAUAAAGACCCAAAUAGAACAAACCAACGAAGAGCGCAAAUUACUGCACAGCUCCCUAGAGGAAACCAAGAAAAAAGAGAAAACAAUGACCGCACCCUGUGCAAGGAGAUCCGCCACAACUCCACGGGAUGCCUGUGGAUGAAGGAGCAGUGCGAGAAGUGCCAGGAGAUCUUGGAAGUGGACUGUUCUGCCAGCAACCCGACUCAGACGCUGCUGCGUGAGCAGCUGAAUGAGUCCCUGCAGCUGGCGAAGUUCAGCAGGCUGUACGACCAGCUGCUCCAGUCCUACCAGCAGAAGCUGCUCAACACGUUGGCCCUGCUCAAGCAGCUGAAUGAGCAGUUCACCUGGGUGUCCCAACUGGCCAACCUCACGCAGAACGAUGACCAGUACCAUCUGCAAGUCUCCAUGGUUAGCCCGUGCUGGCCACACGUGGCAGCUGCACUCAUGGUGCGGUCUGGAGGUCGCAUGGUCCUCCCCAGGGGGUGAAACGGGAUCAACAUGUUCACGGGGGCAUGUCUGCUUUGAUGGAGCACUUGUCCUACUGCAGGAAGCAAACACUCAGGCACAGUGGUGCACGGAGACCUCAUUGCCUGAUGAGGCGGAGUGUCACGAUCCUAUUUUACUGGCGAGGUUCAACACCUUACCCAGCAUCUCCUAUCUGAGGGGUGAUCACCCAGGUGUUUGAACCUGUUUGCCUGGCUACAGAGCUCUUUCUGGAGAGCUGCCCUGUCCCACGUAGGAUGCCUCAUGAACUGGCUUAUUGUUCUCCUCCAGUGAUGAGCAGCAUCUCUCUAGUACCGGGAAACAUUUCUUUUUCUCUCCCUGAUUCCCCUUCUACCACUGUCUGGCUGGCUGCUGCCCAAAGGAAGCAUGGCAGCUCGGAAACCAUGUUUUACUUGGUGGGGCUCCCCCUGGGCUGGUCCUUCGUGGAAGGCAUUUACCUCCCAAAAGUAGUGUCUCUGAGGGCAUUUCCGUUCACCAAGUUGUAUAGUUGUGGAGGUUAGGGAAAAGCAAAGGGGUCCACAGAUCCGAAUGAAGCCUUACUUUAGUUGCCAGCUGAGUCUGGGUUGACCGUCUUCCCCACCCCCUUGUUACCUUUUCUCCUUCCAAGUGAAUGCUCCAACCCCAGCGUUCCAUCUGGCCUCACCAAGGUGGCUGUGAAGCUCUUCAACUCCUUCCCCAUCACCGUGACGGUCCCGCAGGAAGUCUCCAGUCCUAACUUUAUGGAGAAUGCGGUGGAGAAAGCACUGCAGCAAUACCGCCAGAAGAGCCCGGAGGAGUGAGGCGUGAAAGUUGCUUUUCUAAGUAUGGGGGCAUCUGCACCCACUUGCCCCUGAGAUGAGCUUCAGGCCCCUCUAGAGAGUUCUGCACAUCACCAGGUGACCAGGCCUGGGCUCGAGGCCCUCCUGACCCCACCAGCCUCUCUUUCCUCUGAACUCUGAAACGCACUGAUGCCUGCGUUUGCUGAUCACCAGAGGAGCUUGCUCACAUGCCACUAACUCAAUAAACUGCCUUGUAAUCUGAA